Messenger RNA from Morone saxatilis (striped sea-bass), 2689 nucleotides. Its product is annotated as palmitoleoyl-protein carboxylesterase notum1a-like. The transcript is spliced from 9 exons. Gene Ontology annotation, molecular function: hydrolase activity. NCBI's taxonomy places the organism in Eukaryota, Metazoa, Chordata, Actinopteri, Moronidae. The record is from RefSeq and is a predicted model, not a curated record. The coding region runs from base 327 to 1799 and encodes 490 amino acids.
CCGACAGGUCUUCGGUGGAACUGGUCUGGAUUCAGGGACUUGUGCGUAAUGACGCGCUGACUGACUGCUGGCUUUAGGACUGAAAUGAUGUGGGGACUGCACGUGCGUUUGGGGUCCUUUUUUAAAACCAGCUCACCAUCUGUGAAGGCACCAUGGAGAACCGUAACCCGCGUUCAUCCCGCACACCUCUCAUGACCGGUAGCUUCCAACAGGUCUCGGUGCGUCCUCAAGGAACUUUUCUCUUUUCUGCCGACUCUUAGGAUGUGCUGUGUUUUACUCAGCUCCCUUGCGCACGCUUAAAAGAAGUUUUCCAGUAACAGUUAGACAUGCAGAGCCGCGGUUUGGUGAGAAACUCGGCCGCUCUGUCCGCGGUGCGCUCCUGCCUGCUGCUGCUGCUCAUCCACAUGAGCGCUCCGGUGGAGGCGAAGAGAGUGGCCGGCGGCCGGGCGCAGACCCGCCGUGUGCAGCCGCAGCCGCAGCCGCAGCCUCCGGCGCACAGGGAGAGGGUGGAGGGAGCAGAGAGCUUCCCGUUAGACUUCACCGCCGUGGAGGGGAACAUGGACAACUUCAUGGUGCAGAUAAAGAACCUGGCGCAGUCACUGUACCCGUGCUCUGCGCAGAAACUGGAUCAAGACAUGAAGUUGCACUUUUUGAAGAAUGUUUCUGUGACUUGCAAUGACGGGUCACCUGCAGGGUACUACAUCAAGGAGUCUAAAGGCAGCAAGAGGUGGCUGCUGUUCUUGGAAGGCGGCUGGUACUGUUUCAACAGGCAGACCUGUGACAGCAGGUACAGGACGAUGAGGAGACUGAUGAGCUCCACCAAGUGGCCACAAACCAGAACAGGUAACAGGACACACAUGUUAUUUCCUGCAUUGUGUGAUUAUGCGUUCAUGGGCUCUCUGAUCAUUAAGGAGGUGGUGAACGAGCUGCUGACAAAAGGUCUGGACAACGCCAAGGUUCUGCUCCUGGCGGGAAGCAGUGCGGGCGGUACAGGUGUCCUGGUGAACGUGGACCAUGUGGCAGAGCAGCUGCAGUCUCAGGGCCACCGGGGAGUUCAGGUCAGGGGUCUGGCAGACUCCGGAUGGUUCCUGGACAACAAACAGUUCAAAUUCACAGACUGCCUGGAUACCAUCAGCUGUGCCCCGACUGAGGGCAUAAAGAAAGGCAUCAGGUACUGGGGCGGUUUGGUGCCAGAGAGCUGCAGACAGGCUCACGUGGGAGAGGAGUGGAACUGUUUCUUUGGGUAUAAAGUCUACCCCACGUUAAAAAGCCCGGUGUUUGUGGUGCAGUGGCUGUUUGACGAGGCCCAGCUGGCGGUCGACAACAUCCACCUGACCGAACACCCUGUCCAUGAGGGCCAAUGGAGGUACAUACAGAACCUGGGACAGGAACUGAGGAGCACGCUGCGCGACGUGCCGGCGAUGUUUGCUCCGGCCUGUCUGUCACACGAACUCAUUACUAGAACCUACUGGAUGGACAUUCAGGUGAAAGGCACCUCCCUGCCCAGAGCCCUCCACUGCUGGGACCGCAGUCUCCAAGACAGCAACCACACCAACGGCAGCCACAGCAACCAAAAGCACAAGACCCCACCCAUAAGGGGUUGCCCUCUACAUUUGAUUGACAGCUGCCCGUGGCCUCACUGCAAUCCUUCCUGCCCGACUAUUCGUGACCAGCUGACGGGACAGGAGAUGAGCGUGAUCCAGUUCCUGAAGCACAUGGGCUUUGACGUGCAGAAGAUGGCCCAGCAGCAGGGGAUGGACCCCAGGGCGCUACUGGGCAUGCUCAACAACGGGAACUGAGUUGCUUUUCUUUUAAGUGCAGCAGUGUUAAUGUAAUGUCGGUGAGCUGUUCAGCAAAUAAAUGGAAGACAAGGAACAUGAAAACAGAACUCGAAUGAGAAAACUUGAUAGUUUUCUCAUACCCUCUUACCCUCAAAACACCGUCUUCCAUGAACAACAAACAAAACACAGCUGUUUAAAAGACUGAACAAAAAGUGCCUGAUUGUUGAGUCAAAUACAAUCAAACCAGAACUGUUGUAAUGGGAUCACAUGCUCUUUGUUUUAAGACAUAGACAGAUAUAUACUGUAUGUGUUUAUUUGUUAGGAUCCCCAUUAGCUGCGUCCUAAAGCACAGCUAGUCUUGCUGGGGUCCACACUGUAGAUAUGCUAUUAUUGUGAGGUGUACACAAAUACAUAAAACAGGUGGGUACAGUGUGUAUAUAUAUACAGUAAAUAUGUACCGUACAUCAUGUCUGUGCAGGUGAGACUGUCAUGGUGGUAGUUUUGAUGGGAAGGCACUGGACUGUUUUGUGGGGAUUUGGUGCUCUCUUCUGUCGACUCUGACUAUUACAAUCAGAAAUCCAUCCAUGGUGCUGCUGUUUCUACCCUCCACCAAAUAUGCUGCUUUUUCUCAGUUUGGAAUUAUAAUUUAAUGGGUAAUAUUUACUAAUAAAAGGUACAAAGAUUAAGAUUAUUUCUUUGUUCUUCAGGCUACUUAAGAGUGCUUAUAUAUUUAUUUUUCUACUGAAAAUAUCUUUUAUAUGUCUUACAUUCAGAUACGGUUACUGAACUGGUGUCUCCAUACAUUGUACUUUUUUAUUUGCAUGUUUGUGGGGAAAAAAACAAAAACUGUAUGCUGAUAGUACAAAUCACAUCCAUAUUGUUUUUCAGGCAGUUGAGUUUGUAACAAA